AUGCGGGGCGGCCCCGGGCGGCGGUGACAGAGCCGCUGCCGCUUCCCCGCUGGCCGGGCCGGGCCGGGCGGCAGGAUGGGGCUGGAGCUGUACCUGGACCUGCUCUCGCAGCCCUGCCGCUCCAUCUACAUCUUCGCCCGCAGCAACAACAUCCCCUUCGAGUUCAAGCAGGUGGAGCUCUUCAAAGACUCGGUGCUGGGGAAGAAGCCGGCGGCGGGGAGCGGCGCGGAGCAGCCCCACGCAGGGCCAUCAAAUAGUGAAGGAGCUGGCAAAGUCAGCCUCUUGAAGAAGGUACCAGCACUAAAGGAUGGAGACUUUACCCUAGCAGAAUGCACCGCCAUUCUGCUGUAUCUGAGUCGAAAGUACAACACACCUGACCACUGGUACCCAUCAGACAUACAGAAACGGGCCCAGGUAGACGAAUACCUCUCGUGGCAUCACGCUAACAUCCGGGCUAGCGCUCCCAAGACCAUGUGGAUCAAGGUGCUGAUUCCCCUCUUCACAGGGCAGCCACUGCCCUCUGAGAAACUCCAGGAGGUUAUGGAGGGGCUUUCCACUUCCCUGAAGCAAUUUGAGGAGAGGUUUCUGCAGGACAAGGCGUUUAUCAUCGGGAAUGAGAUCUCUCUGGCUGAUCUUGUGGCCGUGGUGGAGCUGAUGCAGCCUGUGGGAGUUGGUUGUGACGUCUUUGAAGACAGACCUCGGCUGAUGGAGUGGCGCAGGCGGGUGGAGGAUGCUGUGGGGAAAGAGCUUUUCCUUCAAGCCCAUGAGAUGAUCUUCAGUAUCCAAGAACUGAGCAACAUUCAAAUUCAUCCGCAGCUGAAGGAGCAUCUGACACCUGUGUUGAUGAAGAUAUUGAAGUGAAUUAACCUAUCUUACCCUUUUUCAUGCCCCUUUUGUUUUAACUUCUUCUCUGACCCCCAGUUCUACAUGUAACUGGAAAGAGCAUUGUCCUUCUAACACAGAAACUGCAGACUGUUUCUCCUCCCACCAGACCUUUCUUGUAUCUCUGUGCAUGGAAGCUGGGGAAGGCUUAAAACCUGAAGCAUUAAAUUCAUCCAGUAGGCUGAGGUCACUUAAUGUGCGCAUCUGGGUUUUAUUUCAGCGUCACUCUUUUCAGAGAUGGUAGUGACACAAAUGGUAUUUCCUGACAAAAACUGAGCCAGCCUACACUGGGGAACUGCAUAGGAUGGGGAUCAUUGUUUUCAUGUGAUUUCAACAGCUCCUUCUCAAGUGGCAAGCACUGCAGGCGUGUUUGGUCCUCACCUUUCUUCCCAGCACACACAGCGCAAAACUACAGGAGGUCACAAAGUGAAAAAACACAUCGAAUACAUUUUAUUUUUUUAUUUUUUAAUUUUUUUUUAAUUUUUUUUUCAGUUUCUCACUGUUGAGGCCUCUUGCUUGGCUCUCCAUGCACACCCCCCACCCUUCCAUUUGCCUUUAAGCUCCUGUAAGAAGUUUCCUCAUCUACAACUGAGAAUCCUCCCAAAGCUCUGGUUAUGCCACUGCUCCCCAUUUCUGGAAGCCCGGGUUUCUUUGCUGCUUGAUCUGCCCGUACACAUGAUAGGGGCUGUUCUGGGAGAUCCAUGCAAUAAAGACCAAGCCACCUGAAAAAGCUGAUGGUGGCCACAGCCUUUCUUUAAUUGCCUAACUAAAAUACUCUUGCUAUUAUGUAGGGAAUACAAUGAGAGAAUGAAUUCACAGUGAUUGCUUGGAAGAUAAUAUAAUAGGAAGCAGAUUGGUUUUGUCUGUGGUAAUGCUGCAAUAGCAAUCCACAUUUCUGCCAGAAAAUGCAGAGGGGGAGUAAAUCCAGACAUGGUCUUCUGAGACUGUUUUGGAUGGAAGUUUACCAAGUCACCCUGUGCAGCUUAGCGAAUAAGAGGCUUUGUGGCAUUGAGCAACCGAUGCCUCACAAUAAAAGGACAGAGAGUUGUUUUGGAGCUUUGGGGCUCUUUUUCUUGGCAAAUACAGAACCCUUUUGUGCUGCAGUACAAUUUAUGAGCUAAAACUGAGAGGCUCCAACCAUUUCUAGUUUUUUUCAGUUGAAAAUAGCAAAUCGUAAAGGAUGCAGUAACUGGCGGAAUCCGUAUCUCUGCGUAUUUCCAUUCAUAAGUAGUUGCUGCCCUUGAAGCUUACCCUGAAACCCUUGCCUAAGAACUCUUCCUGUAGAGAACAGGACAAAAUGAGUAAAUAAUCCAGGAAGUGCUUCUCUCACUAAUCAAAUAACUCGUUUUCCCUCCAGUACCACCAUGUCUUGGCUAGUGACGUUUCUGCUGGGAAGCUGUAUAAAACCUGAUGUGUUCUGGUGAUGUUUUUCCCUAAUGUUUCAGUUCUAGGUAUUACCGAUUUAGUCCAGAGCCUACAGAGAUCUUUAAAUUCCCUGUCUGAAAAGAGAAUUCCAUGACAUACUGCAGCUUCCAUGAGCAGGAAAUUUCGUCCUGUGAUAGUGUUCUCUAUAAAGACGAGCCCUGACUAAACAUUCUCUCUUUCCAUGCUCCAAACUAUUAGAAACAGGCACAUGAUUAUUCCCACCCUAUCAGUUCUUCCCAAGCUGAAUCGUAUGUUUCUAUGGAUGUGUUAUUCACAAAAUAUUGUCUACAACUGAGUUAAAUUUUAAAUAGGAAAUGGUUGGGGUUUUUUUAUAUGUAUAUAAUUUUGACAGUGGAAUUCCUAAGUGGAUGAUGGCACAGGCAAAUGUCUGCAGAAGGGGAAAAACUGCCAUGAUUUUCCAAAGGCUGAGCGGAUUUGAGACUACUUGCUGCUGUGCUGUCCUGUCUUGGUCAUACGUUCAUAGAACCAUAGAAUCGUUCAGGUUAGAAAGGACCUUAAGAUCAUCCAGUUCCAACCCUGCUGCCAUGGGCACGGACACCUCACACUAAACCAUGCCACCCAAGACUAAACCAUGUCACCCAAGGCACCCCCGUACAAGCAUUUUAAUUGCCAGCUCCAAGACAGAAACAAUAACCCAAAUGUCUUUUGCCUAGUAAGAACUCUGUGAACAAUCUGCCAUUCACAUGGUCAGCCAUCGAGAGUGAAGGAAAACACGUAUCAAUCAAGAUGUUUGUGACAGUCCCA
Pezoporus occidentalis (night parrot) is the source of this 3072-nucleotide messenger RNA. RefSeq names its product glutathione S-transferase theta-1. The transcript has 6 exons. Bases 76 to 861 code for a protein of 261 amino acids. The record is from RefSeq and is a predicted model, not a curated record. Gene Ontology annotation, cellular component: cytoplasm. Gene Ontology annotation, biological process: glutathione metabolic process. Gene Ontology annotation, molecular function: glutathione transferase activity. NCBI's taxonomy places the organism in Eukaryota, Metazoa, Chordata, Aves, Psittaciformes, Psittacidae.